AUUAUAGAAUUCGAUCUCAGGGUAACGGGUGGAAAUUAAAUAUUUCAGCAAGUCGAGUGUUAUAUUUCGACAAAAACACGGGGCUUUCCUAAAUCUAUCGCAAAACAUGGUGGAUAAAGAAAAUUAUUUAGUUUCGCUUUUUUCUUCCGUAUGUCGGCGUAUGGCAUAAUCCGGUUGCUACUUUUUUUAAUUCUUCUUAUUUGACUUUUGAAUAAAACAAUUACCACGAGUUAAAACUUCCAAGAAGAAUGUUGCUAAUCAGUGGUGAUACUAGUGUGAAUUUCCCGUGCAGUUCGCAUGUUCCCUGCUCAACAACCAAUGAAAUACUGCAGAUUUCGAUCCGUUUGUAAAUUAAGCAUCACAAAUUUUUCUAUAAAAGCGAAACCAACAGCAUUUUUGCCCUCAUUAAAUCAAUAUUACUACUGUACUACAGAGAGUAGCAUUGAAGAUGCCACCAAAAACCGCAGGGAAGAAGGAAGAGAAAAAGAUGGCUGGAAAAGUCAAGAGUGGAGCGGACAGCAAAGGAAAGAGAAGCAAAAGAAGAAAGGAAAGUUACGCUAUCUACAUCUACAAAGUUCUGAAACAAGUUCAUCCUGACACCGGAAUCUCCAGCAAAGCCAUGAGUAUUUUAAACUCGUUCGUCAAUGACAUCUUCGAGCGAAUUGCAACCGAGGCUUCUCGACUCGCCAACUACAACAAGAAGUCGACAAUCAGCUCGCGCGAAAUUCAGACCGCCAUCCGACUGCUACUGCCCGGUGAACUGGCGAAACACGCAGUGAGUGAAGGAACCAAGGCCGUUACAAAGUACACGAGCACAAAGUAAAGUUAUUUAAAGCUGCUGGAUUUUGUAGUGACACAAACACGUGGAUUAUACUUUAGGACAAAACGCAUGAAACGGACGCGAAAAUUUAACUUUGUGACUUGAACAAUCCUGGGCAAUUAACUUGACCUCAACACAAACACGAGCGACUUCUACAACAUCGGACGGGGCGAAAGAAAUUCAAAGACCUUGGACCACAAAAGCUCGACGAAAUAUUCAAGACGUGAACAGAACGGACGCUGCUGGAAGAACUAGUAACUGGAGACAUCGCGACAAAGACUACGAAUACAAAAACUGUGCCAAAGGUGUUCAAGAACUUGUAAAACUGACAUGACAAACUUAUACAAUGAUUAUACCCAAACAAUAGGUUUCUCCUGUAGCAGCAAAAUAUUAAUUUUCUCGCUGAAUUCACAUGUCAUUGUACACUUAUCAAAUCUCUUACCUCGUAAAAUAAUUUCUCGCUUAAUUCACAGGUAAUUGUACACU
Molecule: messenger RNA, 1306 nt
Organism: Stylophora pistillata
Lineage: Eukaryota; Metazoa; Cnidaria; Anthozoa; Scleractinia; Pocilloporidae
Product: histone H2B.1 pseudogene
Source: RefSeq, a predicted model, not a curated record